Messenger RNA from Cladocopium goreaui, 1524 nucleotides. The record is from the annotation of a GenBank genome assembly. NCBI's taxonomy places the organism in Eukaryota, Dinophyceae, Suessiales, Symbiodiniaceae.
AUGGCAUACGAAAAUGUGUUCACAGAGCUGAGCGCGGCUGAGGUCCCAUUUGAGUUGGUACGCGUGCGCAGCAACUUCUCAGAAAGCGCGAAGGUUGGUCCUGCAGGAUUGCGCAGUGUAACGUCAGAAGCCAAGAUGGUGAGAUCUAAGGAUGAUUUGAUCAUGGGAGAGCGAGCUGCAGUCAGAGCCAACAAAGCCCUUGACAAGAUCUCCGGGAUGUAUGUUGGCAAGAAUGUGGGCGUCAGCCGGGCGGUUGGUGACAGCUUGGAGAAAGUCUUUGGAAAGCGACGUGAGAAAGAUGCAGGAGAAAAGUGCGAAAGUUCUUCGGAGCGGAGCGUUGAGUUCCAAGAGGGCCCCAUUGGUCUGGAGAUUCAGUGGACUGCCCCUCCAGUCGUGGUUGCAGUGGUGCCAGGUGGUGCCGGUGAAGCUGCAUUUGUCCAGCCCGGGCAAGCAAUUCUUGACAUCAACGGUUGCCAAAUGAUGGAGGCACUGCCUGAACUGGAGCUCGAAGAGUUGAUGCAACAGCGGCCCCUGCAGCUUCGCUUGGGCAGCACUUCCACCAGUCCCCAGAUGCGUUUGUACGACAUCGUAAGGCAGAAGGGUGUGGCCAAAUGUCGUGCCAUCUCUGAACAGACUGCGCAAGAAGUGCUGAAAUUUAUGCAUUUGGAGUAUCGCCGGUGCAUUCAAGCAAGCCUGGAAGACAAAGCUUUGCUUCAGCAUUUCUUCUCCAAUGUCCAGGUACCAAAGGCCAGUGCUGAUGAUCCUGUCACACGCUGGGACAUGCGGCUUCCAAUGGAUGCUUCGAUCUAUCGAGCUCUUGAAGAAAUGCUUGGGAAGAGCGCUGGUGAUGAGGGCUUGGGAGCAACCUUGGAAGAACUGGCCGGUCCAGAUGCCGAGCUGUGGGAACUUGGUGUUGUAGUCACAGAGCCAGGAGCAGCGCCACAGCCCGUCCAUUUUGAUGCUGCAGAACGGUGCCUGUACACAACCUUCGUGGCUCUUCAAGAUGUGACCUAUGACAUGGGACCCACGCACUUUUGGCCAGGAACCAACACCGCUGUGGCCCAUCGAAGAUUUGAAGGCGACCCACAAGGCUUUCUGGAAACUCUGCAGCCUGCAGCGCCUCUACUCAAAGCAGGAGAUUCGGUGAUUUAUGACAGCCGCUUACUUCACUGUGGGGGCGCCAAUGUUUCCAGCACUCGCGCUCUCCUCUAUGUCACCUUCCGAGAUGAGUCCUUGGCCAGCAAUUGGAUCCAGGCAGAUUGGGAAUCCAACAGCAUUCCAUCCGCCCAGCCUUGGCAAAGCGCUUUCGGCUGCGACACUUUCGGCCAUGACUCAGCUGAGCGUCAUCUUCCACUCCAGCCGCGGGCCGGCAACUCUGAAGUUUUAGACCCGUUGGCUAUGGCAUGCCUGGCUGCUGUCGCUGCUGUGACAAAAGAUGGCCUGCGCAUGCCUCAGCUGACAGGUAUGCAGAGCGCGAAGAUGCACUGGAGGCUGAGCUAUUUACCCACAUGCAAUGCCGGUUAA